Molecule: messenger RNA, 1145 nt
Organism: Megachile rotundata (alfalfa leafcutting bee)
Lineage: Eukaryota; Metazoa; Arthropoda; Insecta; Hymenoptera; Megachilidae
Product: TIMELESS-interacting protein
Biological process (GO): DNA damage response; replication fork arrest; replication fork processing
Cellular component (GO): replication fork protection complex; nucleus
Molecular function (GO): DNA binding
Source: RefSeq, a predicted model, not a curated record
UACACUUAUAUUCACAAAAGUUUUUGAAGAAUUUUACUGUUCAGUGAACAAUUACUAUUUCUUAUAUAUAAAAAACAAGUGAGGAGCAAUUUGUUGAAUAUGCCAAUGCUGUCGAAUACUUCUGAUCAUGAUGAAGAUGAAGAUGAUAUAUUAGCUGAAUAUGAAAAUAAAGAUUCUGAUGAAGAUCAGGUUGAUGUUAAAAAAAAUGAAGAUAUUGGUUCAGAAAAUGAAGAAGAAACUGCCCGAAGAGUUGAUCCAACAACAUCCGUGAAACAUGUUGUAAGAAAUCCUAUACCUAAAUUAAAUACAGAACGUCUGAAAGGCCCUAAAGGAAUACAUACAAUCGAAAAGUAUUUUGAAGGUUUUAAAUUUCAUGGAAAAGGAUAUGAGAAAUUAGAUUUAGAUAGAGUCAUGAAAAGGAUGGAGCAUUGGGGACAUAGACUAUUCCCUAAAUUAGACUUUGAUGAUUUUCUUGAAAAAGUGGAGAAAUUGGGUUCUAAAAAAGAUCUUCAGGUGUUUAUUAAAAAAUAUCGACAAGAUAUGAUAAGUGCAGAUGAUAAUCUGACUACUCAGGAUGAUAUGGAUGCAGAAGAAGACAAAGAGCAAGAUGAACCUAUUGAUGAAUUUGAUAUGCUAAUUGCUGAGCAAAUAGAGAAACAAAAACAAGUUAUGCAACAAUCAACAUUGUCUGAUACAUCCAUUAAUAAUGAAGAUACAUUUAAUGCAUUAUUGUCACAGUCUAAUGUCACCAAGAAUUCACAACCAGCAAAUGUGAAUUCUGCUUCACAAUUGAGCGAUGAGAUGAAAGAGCGUAUAGAACGAAAUAGGCAACAAGCUAUUCAAAGGAGACUUUCAAGACUUAAGGAAAUUGAAGAAGCUAAGAAAAAGAAAUUAGAAGAUGCAGAAGAUUCGCAAUUUGAAAAUGAUUCAUUUACCACACAAACAUCUAAAAUAUCUCAAAAUUCAGAAAGCAAAGAAUGUGAGAUUAAUUCCCAAAUAAAUGAAAAUCAUGGAUCUUGAAAUAAGAAUAUUACUAUACGAUUUAUAAUAUGAUUAUGAAAAGACUUUCUAAGUAUUAUUGUAGAAUUUAGGAGACAUGUUUAAUAAAUGAUUUAUUAUUAAAAACUAAAGAGACUUAUUUAACC